Sebastes umbrosus (honeycomb rockfish) is the source of this 4461-nucleotide messenger RNA. RefSeq names its product tudor domain containing 9 (gene tdrd9). The transcript has 35 exons. Bases 115 to 4134 code for a protein of 1339 amino acids. Gene Ontology annotation, molecular function: ATP binding; RNA binding. The record is from RefSeq and is a predicted model, not a curated record. Gene Ontology annotation, cellular component: intracellular anatomical structure. NCBI's taxonomy places the organism in Eukaryota, Metazoa, Chordata, Actinopteri, Perciformes, Sebastidae.
AUUCCUCACUGCAUCGCGGUUUCAUCCACGCGUUGAUCUAGUAGCCUCCAUGGAUGUAGUUGGAUAGCAAUAGCUGGUAGGAGACACACACGGCUGAGUGUAAACGCCUGCAACAUGAAGAAAGUGUUCACUGCAGAACAGAUUUCGGAUUGGUUCACCUCGGGGACGACGUUUGCUAACAUUAAACUCACAGAGGAAGUGGUUGAGAGAAAGUUGGAUGAAGCUCCGUCGAGAGAGAUCAGCCCGUCAGAGGUUCCAGAUGAGGGCUCACCGAAAAAUGUGAACUGUGAUGGAGGGCAGUUUAAAAAACCAGAACAUGCUAGGAGUACUGCUCCUCCUCCACUUGCCAGCUACGAGUACCCCAGCUUGCCCAUAACCAAAAACAGAGAGAAGCUGAUUUCCCUCGUAGAAAACAACUCUGUAGUGAUCAUUCGAGGAGCCACAGGCAGUGGCAAGACCACCCAGAUGCCACAAUACAUUCUGGACCACUACAAUGAGAAAAAUUCCUCGUGCAACAUUGUGGUCACCCAGCCACGCAAAAUUGGGGCCUCCAGUGUUGCCCGAUGGGUUGCCACACAGCGGAAGUGUACCCUGGGUAGUCUGGUGGGAUAUCAGGUUGGACUGGAGAGGAUGGCUACUGAGCACACCCGGCUCAUCUACAUGACUACAGGAGUGCUGCUGCAAAAACUGGUUUCAGCCAAGUGCCUCACAGAGUACUCCCACAUUUUCUUAGAUGAGGUUCAUGAGCGCACUGAGGAGAUGGACUUUCUCCUGCUGGUUCUGAGAAAACUUCUUCAUUCCAACUCAUGUUAUGUCAAGAUCAUCCUUAUGUCCGCCACCAUUAACUGCAAACAGUUUGCUGAGUACUUCGGCACCCCAAUUCGUGGCAAAAUGAACCCGGCCUACGUGUUUGAAGUGGAGGGGACACCCUAUGCCAUUGAGGAGUUUUAUCUGGAUGACCUCCAAAAACUGUUUCCGUACAGGGUUGAGUCACCUCAUCUUGAUGACCCUCACAUUUCAGUGGAGAUGUACAAUCUUGCCAUCAGUCUCAUCCAGAGCUUCGAUGAGAUGGAGGGCAAAGAUCCCAGUUUGAGCAGCAAAACAGAGAAAAAAGGUGGCUUGACUUCAUCAGAGCGGGGCAGCGUUCUGGUUUUCCUUCCUGGUUUAAACGAGAUAAGCUACAUGCACGAGGCCUUGACCAAGCUGGUCCACAAAAGACUGCAGGUUUAUCCUCUCCACUCCUCUGUGACUCUGGAGGAGCAGAAUGGUGUGUUUCUGCUCCCCGUCCCUGGAUACAGGAAGGUCAUCCUUUCCACCAACAUCGCUGAGAGUUCGGUGACUGUUCCAGACGUCAAAUAUGUGAUUGAUUUCUGCCUGGCCCGUCACUUGGUCUGCGAUCAGGAUACCAACUAUCAGUCUCUGCGUCUCACCUGGGCAUCCAAAACCAACUGCAACCAGCGUCGAGGCAGGGCAGGUCGAGUGUCUAAGGGCUACUGUUACCGUCUCGUUACCAAGGAGUUCUGGAGGAAUGACAUCCCAGACUACAUGAUCCCUGAGAUGCUGCUUGCCCCGUUGGCCACCAUCAUGCUGAAGGUGAAGCUGCUGGACAUGGGAGAUCCCCGCUCCAUCCUUUCCACAGCCCUCUCACCCCCCAACCUUGGUGACAUAGUGAGGACAGUGCUUCAACUCAAAGAAAUGGGCGCACUAUCUGCGAAAAGCGAUGGCAAGGGUCACAAUGAUGAUGGCGAACUAACGUUCCUGGGCCGAGUGCUGGCCCACUUGCCCGUGGACCUGAACCUGGGGAAGAUGAUUGUCCUGGGCCACAUCUUUGGCUGCCUGGAUGAGUGCCUCAUCAUAGCUGCCUCGCACUCUCUGAAGAGUUUCUUUGCCAUCCCAUCCAUGCAGCAGCUCGCGGGCCACAGGAGCAAGUUGGCCUUUGCCCGUGGCACACCAAGUGAUUCCAUAGGUUUUGUCAAUGCCUUCAAGGCAUGGCACUCAUCCAAAAAGAAAGGACAGCUGAGACACCCAAAGGACGAGCUGGACUGGGGGAAAGAGAACUUCAUCCAGAUCAAGAGGAUCAGGGAGGUUGCAGAGCUGUAUGAGGACCUGAAGAAGCGCGUGUCCCAGUUCAACAUGCAUGUGCCGGGGAGCACUCAACCUUUGGAUUACACCAGCGCACACAGGCAGAAGUUCAUUCUUCAGGUGGUCAUUGCUGGUGCCAACUACCCCAACUACUUUAUCCAGGGAGAAAUAGAUGAAGACCUGGCCUCCAGAGGGUUGAGUGGCUUCAACCCCAGAACAACAGUGAUGGUGAGGAACCUCCCUCCGUACCCUUUCCUGUAUUACAAGCAGCUGCAGUCCCUGUUCCGCCUGUGUGGACAGGUCAAAGCCAUUUCCUUUGAGUGCUCCAGAGCAUAUGUGGAGUUCUACAGGACAUCCCAAGACUCGGGGGUGCAGCCUGAGGUGUCUCUUGCCCUCCUCCUGUCACAGCAGAGUCCUCCCAUGGAGCUGUCCGUCUUCCCCAUCGAACAAAUAGAGAUCUGUUCUGGGGGUAGAAACAUAAGUCACAUGAAAUAUGCACGGGUGAAUGUGGACUUCCAGAGCCAGUCUGUCUGCCCAGUGGGAGUGGUGAGCGGGGGCAUCGACCCAGACAAGCUACCCCCCAACCCCUUGUUCGUGGUCAACAUCACAGAGGUGGUGGAGGUGGGUAACUUCUGGGGCUUCCAGGCAGAUGAAGCCAGCCUGCAGAAGCAGCGCAACCUGACAGCAGAGAUAAACUCGCGUACGCUGCACCCUGUAACCGUGUCGCUCUACCCCAACCUGCUGUGUCUGGCUCCUUACUCUGAGAUCAAUGAGCAGAACAAGUACUACCGUGCCAAGAUCCUGCACAUGCGUGGCAAUACAGUGGAGGUGUUCUUCUUGGACUUUGGCAACACAGUGGUUGUUGCCUGCAGCAGCCUCAGGGAGCUCCCGUCUGACCUCCUGUCUCACCCAUUCCAGGCUCAGGAGUUCCAAGUUACUGGAAUGCAUCCUUCAGCUCAGUCCAUCAUCCUGGGCAACCAGUGGAGCAGCCGAGCCCGCGACCGGUUCAUCACACUGGUGAAGGGCCGUUCGCUCAUUGUGUCGCUGUACUCCAUCCUCCACGGUGUCAUUCGUGUGCAGCUGCUCAUCAACACAGAGACAACAAACACCAGCGUGGUAGACAUCUUGGUGGAAGAAGAACACGCUGUGAAGGCCGAAGAGAGCUUCGAUUCCAAGCAAAACCAUGAGGCACUGAUGUCCCUGUACAAGGACAUGGAAAGUGGUACAUAUGUCCCCAACGCUGCCAGCAGCUCCUGGAAAGAUCGCAAGAAAGAGGAGAAGCAGCUCAUUGACAACCUGCUCGCCCACUUUUCCAAGAGCCGCCAGUCCCAAUUCAAGACAAAGGUUCAUCUGCAUGGACCAAACAGUCCUCAUAAGAUAAACUUCCACAGCUUGAGCCACAAGACCUUCUACAAGACAGUGUGUAUAGAGAGAAGCAGCAUCAACUCCUUGGCUGUGAAUGAAAACCCUCACUACAAACAUCAGAGGAUGCUGGUGGCUGGGGCUGUGUCAGUCAACUCCACAGGGACACGUAUUCUACUGAAAGAUACCUCCAUCAUGCCAGACAUCCCCGGACUGCCUGCACUCCUAACCAUGCUCUUCACCCCCAUCAUGGAGUUACGCACUAAUGAAGAGAGGACCUGCUACACCGGCACCCUCUGUGGCCUGGGCUUUAACAGUCAGACACAGGAGGGCGUCCUACCUGAGCACGACAUCGAACUCACCUUCGACGUCAAGUUUGACGUUGAAGACAUCACUGAGAUAAAUGCUUUGCGAGUGGCUAUAAACCGUCUGGUGUGUGAAGGGCCCAGUGGCACGAUGCAUCUGGGGCCCGACAGGAUCAGCCACCUGCAGGAGGACUGCCGGGACCGCCUCAUAAGGCUGUUCACCAAGUCACCGCCGAGGGAAGCUGUCGAUCAAGUGUACUACGAGAAACCCGAUAAAUGGAACCAGGUGGAUCCUGCUCUGAAGAUGGAUAUUGUUGAGCCUGGGAGAGGAAAGAGCAGAGGCGUUCUCUUCGAGCUGCAUCCCGUCACUCUCCUCAACAGCUAAAAAGUCACUGUACUUCUUGCAUUUUUGUUGAAAUGGAACUGAUUCUAAUGUUGUUUUAUACACAGUUGCCUGGAAUAUUUUAUUUAUUUACGUUCAGAGGAGUAUAUUUUUUUAAAGUUUAAAUAGGGCUGUAGCUUUCAGCAGCACAGCAAAAUCCUCAAUCUUUACUUUGUUGUUUGCAGCUACCACUGGAGUAGUAGUUCUUCCCUGUUUAAACAAGUGACUGCUGAUGAGAAAUGUAAAAGUUAAUUGAUGAGAAUCAUCCUGUACAGCUCUUUGUAACAGCGCUUCAGCAGUGGGCCAUUAAAAAUAGUUGUUUGCAACAGA